Ceratina calcarata is the source of this 5899-nucleotide messenger RNA. It is a transcript of the gene PNUTS, whose product is annotated as Phosphatase 1 nuclear targeting subunit. The record is from RefSeq and is a predicted model, not a curated record. Gene Ontology annotation, cellular component: chromatin; PTW/PP1 phosphatase complex. Bases 911 to 4654 code for a protein of 1247 amino acids. Lineage: Eukaryota; Metazoa; Arthropoda; Insecta; Hymenoptera; Apidae. The transcript has 8 exons. Gene Ontology annotation, molecular function: protein phosphatase 1 binding; metal ion binding.
GGCUUUUCUGUCGUUGAAAAAAGCCGAAGUAUACUCUUUCGACUUUUGAUUUGGAUCUUAGUAUUCCGACACGUUAUUCUUUACAAUAUUGCCGUACGAUUUCACGUACAUAUUUCAAUGAAUAAUACUAAUAAGUAGGUAAAGACUUCGGUAGAAACUCGAGACUUGACGCAAGGUGGAACGAUCAAUGCAUUAGUGAUGCAAGUUCUCUUGAGCAUAUUUAUCGGAUUUUUAGAAAUUGCAUGAGAGAUAUUAUUCAUUCUAAACUUGCACGAGUGAAAAUCAAAUGUUACCGAAGCAUUAUUGAAAGUGUUUAGUGAUUAUCCAAAGCUAAAAGAGAAAUGUUGGCAAAUUCUUAAAAUGUAGCAUAAAUGGACGAUCAUAGUGUGCUAUAAAUAGUAAUUACUCGGUGAUAUCAAGUGAUAGGGUGGGGUCGCCAUGAUCAUUGGUUGACGUUUAGGGGGAACUCGAAACGCGGUUGGUUUAUUGUGUAACUAUUCUGGGUGGGAUAUGCGUCGAAGUAUUGCGCAGAAGGAGAUCUGCCAGUUGACCAUCGAGUGAUCACCGUUUUCCGAGGAGCUCACACCCUCCACAGAUAGUUUUCCUAUUUGUAGAUUUCGUUGCUCAAUCUCAGUAUCCAAAGUUGCUCUUAUUAAGGAAUGAUCAAAAUAUUAAAAGAAUACUUGAAGUAGGGGAAGAUUCGGUAUAAAAAUCUUCACAAUUGGCACUUUACGAUCCGCGAGGUAGAUGAUUCACGUAUAGUACGAUGAAGGACAAUGGGGCAUAGCAAACCGAUUCGAUAAACUCGUACUUCCGAAUUGUCCGUGAAAACGUAUUUAAUAGUUAGAUUUCCAUCAUGAUCCUAUGUUUGUACUUCGAUAUGCGUUAAAUCGUCGAGAAUAUCAUCAAAAUGCCACGCAUAGAUCCCCUAUCUUUAUUGAAAUGUCUUAGUGUUUUAUUGGGUCCAACUGGAGGUAUUAAAAGUAAAGAAGAGGUUCACCGGUUGGCUAAUUUAAUGACAAAGUUCUCAAAGAAACUUGUUUCGAAAUGCAUUUACAUACAGAUAUUAAAAACUACAAAUACUGAUUUACUUAGCCAAUUUAUGGGUGCAGGAGGAUGGAAUCUCAUUCAUAUGUGGCUUACAGAUGGUAUUCUUGCUAAGAAUUGGGCUCUCAUCCAAGAACUUUUAGAACUUUUGCUGUUAUGCCCAGUAGAUAUCGAGAGAUUAAAAAGCAAUAAUUGCCCGAAAUUGGUAAAAGGUUUAUCAAAGGAAGGGAGUCACCAAGGUGUUAGAGUGUUAGCUAGUCGACUGGUCGAACAGUGGUUGAAGAUAGUGAAAGGGGAGGCUGCCCCAAACUCUGUGCCAGCACAAAUCAUGACUAUUCCAGUUCAAACAACUGGUGUUCUGGGGCAAAGUUUUGUAUCCCAGUCACCGCAACAGCAACAGUAUUCCAUUCACUGUGGCACUCAACAAACCAUUUCUGAUGGUACGGAAGCGGCAACGGUUCAGGUGCAAGAUCUGCAAUUUAUUACGAAUUCCACUUCGACCAUCGCGGUAUCCCAUAUUCAACCACAGCAGCAACACUCGCAAGAACAGCAGCAGACCCAGGAAAGGACGACUAUACAGCCAUUACAAUUGCAAGUUGUUAGUAAACCGCAACAGGUGCAACUACAACAGCAAUUGUCAUCGCAGAAAAAGCCAGCAUUCGUCGUUGUAUCCACAUCUUCGCAAUCUCCGGUUCCUGUGUAUAAGAUAACUAUUCGCGAGGGCAAACAGAUUCUUACAACAGUGGAGACAGACGCCACGAAUAUUAACAGUGUUUUAAAUACGAACAGUACAAAUGUAGAAGUUAAUGGGGAUGCCGUAGAUGAUAAUCUUCUCGCGAAACAGACUUCGGAAGAAGAAGCGUCUAUGGAACUUAGUGAUGGUGUAGUUAGUGGACAAGAUUGUGAAAAUGACAUUGCACAAUCUGAGAAAUUAGACCAAGUUUCAAGUGAAGUGAAACAAACUGUAACGGAUACCACGGACAAUCCUGACGUUGAAGUUAAAAAUAAAGAUAGCAAAGACAGUAAAGACAAUGGUAGUGAAAAUAGUAAAUCUAGUAAUAAGGAAAAUCGGGACUCUUCUAAAAAGGACGAGAAAAAAUCAUCGAGUUCGGAUAAAAAGAGUCAUCAUAGCUUAUCUUCAUCCUCGAAAAGUUCUUCUAAGCAUAGCUCGAGUUCCAGUUCGCAUCGUUCCAGUUCCACGUCAUACAAAUCGAGUAGUCAUCGCUCCAGCAGUAGUAGUAAUAAUAGCAGCUCAAAGAGUUCGAGUUCUAAGGACAAGUCUUCCAAGGACAAAGAUAAGCAUCACUCAUCCAGCAAACAUAGUUCUAGCAAAAAUAAAACUGAUAAAGAACGGGAGAAGGAGAAGCAGAAGAAGGACCAGGCGGAGAAGGAUAAAGCGACGUUAGAAAAAGUCCAAGGACAGGCGUUGAGUUCGAAGUUCGGGAAGAUACCGAAAAAGAAAGCGGAUGAAGAAAAGUCGUCUGGGGAUGCGGCUGUGAGGAAGUCGUCGACGGACUCGCGGGACAGUUCAAAAGAAAAUAAGACUGACGCGAAGAAGGUUUCAACAAUGCCGGAGAAGAAGAAUAUUUCGAUUUCCAUUGAGAGUAGGAAAAACUCUCAAGACUCCAUAGCGCGGCCAAAGACUGUGAAAACAUUUAACUCUAAAUUCAGAUCGACAGGUUUGGAAGAAGAAGUGAAACCUCCUCCGCCGAGAUCGGCGAAAAAGUCGAAUCCGGUAAUUGACAAAAAGGUCAUACCACAGAAGUUGCCUACCUUAAAGAGACCAUCGCCGCUUAGGGAAAGUAUUCCGACGACGGAUAAACGACCUAAACUAUCGCUGGACUCGCCAACCACGCCGCCUGUUGAAGAAAAGAAGGGCGGCAUCAAAUUGAUACCACCAAAGCCAAAACCAAUGGUUUUGCAAGAAAGCGAUAUGUUUAUGGAUGCUUUGACCGCGUCGACGAAAAGUAAAGAACCGAGGAAAAGAAAACGGAGGACGUCCAUCACGAAAGAUGGUCCCACGGAAGUUAAGAAACAAGAAACUGCCAGUAGUAAUAAUCGCGAUGUCACAACACCACCCACCUCACCGACAAGUGCCGAUGAAAAAUCACCCGUAGUUAUCAAGCCUAACUUUAAGUUUUAUCAAGAUACGCUAGAAACGGAGGAAGAUAAGGAACAGAAAGAGAGGGAAAAUUCGGAGGACGACGCGAAGAAGGAAAAGGAAGAGGCGACGGACGAUCAGAAGGAGAACAGAAUAUACAAAGCGGAGAUCGAUGACGAUACCGGAAGUAACACACCUACACCGGAAGAAGACGUGGAUGAAAAGGCUUCGGAUUCUCCGGAAGAUACUUCCUCCGAUUCGACGAAGAAGGAUUCCGUUGGUCCUUACCCGGAAAUACGAUACGUCGAUGGACUGCGGAGCGUUUUGCUACUUCAGAAACGCAAAGGCGCGAAGAAAGUAUUGAAAUGGAAAACGGAUCUGGAAUCGGUGCGCUACUUCGAGUUAGACGAAACGGAAAGGGUGAACGUUACGAAAACGUUUACCGACAUGAAACAAAUGGAGAAGCAAAACGAGAGGGAAGCAUUCCAAAUGGCCAGGAAAUUAAGUAACGAGGAUUUAAUGGAAGAGAGGACGAGAUGGAAAGCUCUAAUUCCGAUCGAUUUACCGCCGCCUUUAGUGGAGCCUGGAAAAGACAGCAGAGAGAAGGAUAUUCAGUACGCUCGGGAGAAAGGAAUUUUACAAGCAUUAUACUUCAACCGCAGCAUGAUACCAGACUCGGCGGCAGAACCAGACGAAGAACGUCACCAUAUAUUUAGUGAACCUAAAAUCAUUCCCUUGGAAGAUCUCACUGGAAACAAGGAAAGUGAAAAGGACUUCACUUCUAUGCCAUGGCCGGAACCGAAACCACAGUUACAACCCCAAACGCCACCAGUUACGAACUUCCAUUAUCCAACGUUCAAUCAGCAGCCAGUCAUGGCGUCUAUGGGACCUCAGACUUCGAUGGGACCGAUGCCCCAAAUGUCUCAGCAAAUGAUGGGGCCCACUCAUAUGGGUCCUAUGGCUUCCGAGAUGGGAGGCCCGAUGCCUACUACCGCGGGAGGUGGCUGGAGAACCGGGGACGGAAAAGUAGUCGUACCCGACGCAAUGAGUAUAAACCCGAUGGGUAAUAUACCGAACGCGUUCCCACCAGGAAUGGAAGGUGGCCCGAUGGUGCCACCCGGAAUGAUGGGACCACCGCCGAUGUUCAAUCAACAGCAAGAGGGCUACGGUAUGAUGGGCCCCGACGAUAUGGGUUUCAAUAACAUGAAUCCCAACAAUUUUCAAGGGCCACCGGGUCCUAUGUACGGUCCUGGCCCGAACUUUCAAGGGCCCAGAGGUGGCGGCCCGAUGCAUGCCAGGGGCAGAGGCGUCCCUGGACCUGGUUGGUACAGAGGCGGUGGGGGACCACCCGGAAGAGGAGGAUGGAGGGGGGGCGGCGGCGGUGGUGGAUGGAGAGGAAAUGGAAAACAGCCACCCGUGUGUAGGCAAUUUUCGAAGAACGGUUACUGUCGGGUCGGUGACAAAUGUCAAUAUCUACAUCCCGGUGUAAAUUGUCCACCAUUUUGAACGAAACUGACACAGUGAAUUAGUUCAGAACUUCCGCAGCCGCGUGACAUGAACAUGCAUUCUGCUUGAUAUGAAUUAAUGAACAAUGAGCGAGAGUGCCCCGAAUGGUUGAUCAUGUUCGAUAGGAGACUCGCGUUCGAGAAUCGAUGAUGUGCAAUUUUUUAUUGAUAAUGAAAUCAAAAAAGAUGAAGCACCAGCCAUUUUCACAAAAUGUAAACGAUUCACUUUACUUUGAAUAGUCUAAGAAGAAAGCGCGAUAAAUUUAUUUUUCAUGAAUAAUACUCAAAAAGAUUACCAAUAUUUUACACUACUUUAAAUCUGAAGGGACAAUGUAAAGACAACUUUAUUCAUCUGCUGGGCAGAAAAACCGACGUUAUUUCAUUCAAGCAUAAUUUCAAGUAGAUCUUUUUAAAACGAUUUGAAGAACAUCGAACAUGCUUUUAUUCUUCUUAGAAAUUUUGAUUCAAUUCAGACCGAUUCAAUAAAAUCUUAAUUGAAAUGUCUUCCCAUUUAAGUUCGCGAUUUACAGGCAUUAACCACUGCCGACAAAAUAUGGUUGAUUGUAUAUACGUGAAGAAACAAGGGUCACCGCGAGUUUUAAUCUUAUUGGCAUGACGAUUAACGAUUUCAAAGUGUAACGACGCUGACGAAAUAUGAAGUGAACAGGAACUCCAGUUUAAAGAGCACUGCUUUUACAGAUUGUCAGAUGGGUAUUAAUCACUUUCAUACUAAUGAAUUAUAUAAUUCAGAUACUGUUAACAUGAAUCGGGCAUAUUACGACGGAACAGAACAUUGUAACACCAAAAGUUCAAAUAACGAGUCAAAUAACUUUUAUUAAAUUAAGAUAUAUUACGUUUAGUCAUCUACUGUAGAUUGGUUGUAAAUAUCAUACAUAUAAUACUUGUAUCAUUUUGUAUAAAAUCUCGCUAGCUCUAAUAACAAGAGACUGUUUUAGGCUUAAACCGUACAUAAUAAUAUAAAAUGAAAGCAACAUUUUUUAGUAAACAGAAAUGUGUAUCCGUAAUUUGAAGUAUGUAGUUAAAGCGUACCGCGAUCGAGUAUUUGCAGAGCACAUUUUCACCUUAUAACUUUGAACGUGUGCUCGAUAAAAUGUAUCUCUAACGUUAUACUAUAUCAUUGUGUUAAAUAUUUUUUACGAAUUAAGGGUAGUGGUUAUUUUUUUUGUAUAUGAUUGAUCGUUAUGUUUGUAUAUAACAUUGAUUGUUGUAUAAGAAUUGCUUGAAG